Messenger RNA from Dermochelys coriacea (leatherback sea turtle), 5894 nucleotides. It is a transcript of the gene PRLR, whose product is annotated as prolactin receptor. The transcript is spliced from 14 exons. Gene Ontology annotation, molecular function: cytokine binding; cytokine receptor activity. Gene Ontology annotation, cellular component: signaling receptor complex; external side of plasma membrane. NCBI's taxonomy places the organism in Eukaryota, Metazoa, Chordata, Testudines, Dermochelyidae. Gene Ontology annotation, biological process: cytokine-mediated signaling pathway. Bases 518 to 3001 code for a protein of 827 amino acids. The record is from RefSeq and is a predicted model, not a curated record.
AGGGUGAACUUACUUCAAUCCAGACAGAGGCUAUGGCUGCAUCCUUGUAGAGUUUUAAUAUUUCUCUCCAACAAGCCCCGUUAUUAAACAGGAGCCCUCCAGCUGGAAGAUGGAACUGGGAUUCCUAGUGAGCACCUGUAUGGAGUGGAGCAGAGCUUUGAGAGAGCAGCAGAAACAAAGUUAUUGGCUUGGCAUGCUGGGUGACCAGAGCAGUUUGAAAGUUUGAUUGUCUGUUGCAAACUGGUUUCUCAGAAGGGCAUUUUGCAGUUCUUUUAUUCAUGCUAUGACUCAGCAGCACCUGUCUGAGGAAAACCACCUGGUUCCAAAAUGUGAACAGCGUAUGUUCAGAAAUCAGGUACAAGAGCAGACCUACAAAAUGCCAACAAAACUAGAGCUAAAUAAUCAACUGAUCAGGCAUACAUGAACAACAUUACCAAGAAGACUCCCUCACAUAAAUGAAUCCUAUAGCUAUCUUCUAAUCCUACUUUUCCCGCUGGAGAAGAAGUAGGCAAACAACAUGAAGCAAAACUUGGCAUCAUCAGUUAGAUUUAUUUUGCUGCUUUUUCUGAACAUUGAGUGUUUGAAUGAGCAAUCCCCUCCUGGAAAACCUGAAGUUUUGAAGUGUCGUUCUCCAGAAAUGGAAACCUUUACUUGCUGGUGGAAACCUGGCUCAGAUGGAGGACUUCCUACCAACUACACUCUGCUCUACAACAACAAAGGAAAAGAACAGAUUUAUGAAUGUCCAGAUUACAGAACUGCAGGUCCCAAUUCCUGUUACUUUGACAAAAAGCACGCCAAUCUCUGGACAUCUUAUAACAUUUCUGUAAAGGCAACUAAUAAGAUGGGAAGUAACAUCUCUAACCCUCACUAUGUGGACGUGACUUCCAUAGUUCAGCCAGAUCCUCCUGUAAACCUGUCUCUACAAGUAAUACAAUCAGCUGGGAUAUUGUAUCUUUGGGCAAAGUGGUCUCCUCCAUUGGUUGAUGUCAGAUCUGGUUGGCUUAUACUUCAUUAUGAAUUACGACUAAAGUCUGAAGAAAGGGAAGAGUGGGAGACUAUUUUUGUUGGACAGCAAGCACAUUAUAAGGCGUUUAAAUUACAUCCUGGAUUGAAAUACAUUGUACAGGUUCACUGCAUGCUCGACCAUGGAGAAUGGAGUGAAUGGAGCUCAGAAAGUUACAUUCAGAUUCCCAAUGGGCAGCCCCCUGGAAAGCCUGAGCUACUGAGGUGUCGUUCUCCAGAAAAGGAAACUUUUACUUGCUGGUGGAAUCCUGGCUCAGAUGGAGGACUUCCUACCAACUACACUCUGUUCUACAGCAAAGAGGGAGACAAAUCAAUCAAUGAAUGUCCAGAUUACAGAACUGCAGGCCCCAAUUCCUGUUACUUUGAUAAAAAGCACACCUCACUUUGGGCAAUCUAUAAUAUCACUAUAAAGGCAACCAAUAAGAUGGGCAGUAACAUCUCUGAGCCUCAAUAUGUGGAUGUGACUUACAUAGUUCAGCCAGACCCUCCUGUGAACCUGUCUCUAGAAGUAAAAAAACAAGCAGAUGGAAAACCAUAUCUGUUGUUGAAAUGGUAUCCACCUCCACUGGCUGAUGUCAAAUCUGGGUGGCUUACUCUUGAAUAUAAGUUGCGACUAAAACCUGAAGAAGGGGAAGAAUGGGAGACAAUUUUUGUUGGACAACAAACACAAUACAAGUUGUUUAGUUUAAAUCCAGGAAAGAAAUACAUUGCACAGGUACACUGCAAACCAGACCAUGGAGAAUGGAGUGAAUGGAGCUCAGAAUGUUAUAUUCAAAUCCCGAGUGACAUAGAAUUGAAGGAUGUGAUUGUCUGGAUCUUUGUGGCUGUAUUAUCAUCUGUCAUUUGCUUAAUCAUUAUCUGGACGAUGGCUUUGAAAGGCUUCAGUAUGGUAACCUGCAUCUUACCACCAGUCCCAGGGCCCAAGAUAAAGGGACUUGAUACACAUCUGCUAGAGACAGGGAGGUCCGAUGAGUUUUUGAGCGCUCUGGGUUGCCAAGACUUCCCUCCAACAUCAGACUGUGAGGACCUACUGGUAGAAUUUCUGGAGGUAGAUGACAGUGAGGAUCAGCAACUGAUGCCAAGUCAUGAAAAAGGUCAUCCCAGUAAAAAUAUGAAGUCAGCACACAAGGAAACAGACAGUGACUCAGGGAGAGGGAGCUGUGACAGCCCUUUCCUGCUCUCUGAGAGGAGUAGGGAGCCCAGAAUUCCUCCAUCAGCAUUUCAAACACCAGAUAUCAGUGAAAUUCCAGAAAAUAAUGCGAGAAAAAGCAGCUGCAAAAUUCAGAGCACAGACCUAAAAGAGAUUAUACCCUAUUUUAGCAUUGGUGGUGCAAAGUUAUCUACAGGGCCUGGAGCUCAGCUACCUAACAACCAGACUCCUAAAUGCUCCUACCACAACAUUACUGAUGUUUGUAAGAUAGCCAUUGGCACCAUGAAUGUGAAUGUUGCAUCAGUUUUGGGGGGAAAUGAAGAAAAUCAACAGUCACAAUAUUCUAAACCCACUGAAACUAUCAGUGAGGAAAAACUGGACAAGCAAGGAGAAGUGGAGAGCUUACAGUCCAGCGUUAACCAAGACAGAAUGCAAUUGCUGCCCAAUGAGAAGUCACCUUUUUUGUCUGCAAAACUAAUGGAUUAUGUAGAAAUUCACAAAGUCAACCAAGACGGGGCAUUAGCUGUAUUACCGAAACAGAAAGAAAAUAGUGGCAAACCUGAAAACUGUACAGUCCCUGGAACCAGCAAGGAAUAUGCAAAGGUCUCAAGAGUUGUGGACAACAGCAUUUUAGUAAUAAUACCAGUUUCAAGAGUUCAGACCACACCUAUGUUUCAAGAACCUCCAAAGGAAUCUGUUCAGAACCUUCAACAGAGUCAAACAGAGAAAAAUAUGAGCCAUUGUUUUACAACUCCAAGUGAGUGCAAAAUAGAUACUGGUGGAUUAGAUUACCUGGAUCCAACUUCCUUUAUGUGCUCCUUUAAUUAACUGAAAAUUUGAUUAUCCUUCUUCAGGUAACACUACAGAAUAAAUUAAAUGCAAUUAAAAUGGAAUGUUCUAGUAUGUGGAUUACAUAGAAUUACACUACUAAAGCUCAAUUGUAGCUCACACCUUUCUAUGUUUUCUACUAGCUGAUUGCAGAACAAAUUAUUUCAUUUUCUAAUUGUGAUUUAUAGAUUUACUUUUGUUAAUAAUUAUGUACAGUAAAACAAAAGCACAUGGCAUGGUUUCUUGGAAAACCCGUACAAAUCGGGGUAUAAUAAAGAGAAAAAAGGGAUUUGUUGGUUGAUGUAAUAGAAUAAAUAAACCUCAGAUCAUUAAAAUAGGUUUUCAAUUUAGGGAGAAAGGACAAGAAAGUGGAUAUUUUGUGUCAUGGAAAACUACAUUGUAAACAAAUUAUUGAACUUUGCAUUUCUUCUGUUAUUUGAUGAAAAUUAGCCAAAUAUUGCAGGUUCAACAAAGAUACAAAAUUUGGGGAGGUUGGUCAGUAUACCAUGAUUAAGGCUAAGAUUUUGUCACGGAUAUUUUUAGUAAAAGUCAUGGACAGGUCACGGGCAAUAAAGAAAAAUUCAGAAACCCGUGACCUGUCCAUGACUUUUACUAAAAAUGUCCAUGGCAAAAUGGGGAGCUGCGGAGUCCCCACACCACCCAUAUGGCUGGGCAGCUCAGAGCUCCAGGGGCCCCUACCAUCCAUGGGGUCUCAGAGCUCCAGGGUCCCCCACUGCCUGCGAUGGAUCAGAGCUCCCAGGGGCCACGAGCUGCAGGGUACCUCCACUACCCUCGGGGAGCAGAGGGACCCUGCAACUCCCAGCUGCUGCAGGCUGAAGUCAUAGAGGUCUCUGGAAGUCCAAGAUCCCGUGACUUGCGCAACCUCCAUGACAAAAUGGUAGCGUUACCCAUGAUUGUUCAUACAGUUCCUAGACCAUGAAUACUGCUGAUGAACUACUAUGGCAUAGAGUGUAUUUUUUCUUAAUGAAUUCUAAACACUGGUAUAGGUUUUUCUAAUAUAUAUUUUUUUCAGUCCUUAAAAAAAAAAAAGUUAGUUUUUUGGAUGUUGACGAUUUCAUAUAUACAAGAUAAUACUGUAUGUUAAAAUAAUAGUAGCAAAGCAGUAAAUCAUUCUCAACAUAUUUUCCUACUUCUUUUCAGUAUGAUGAAUAAACUACAUCCCACCCAUCUCUUAGCCAAAUAGAACUAAACAAUGUUCACUUUUAUUGAAAGAAAAGAACACUAUUUGAUAGACUGCCUUAUUGUACAUAAUAUAAAAAUCUACUUUAGUAAAAGCCCAUGAGUUCAACAAUGUAUUUUCGAAGACUAUUUUUCUAAAGUAAAAAUAAAAUGUUUUCUAACUUCCCAGAACUAUUUACCUACCUGACAACUUCACUGAUUUUUUCUGCUAAUGCAGGAAGAGGUGAUAAGAAGUGAAGCUAUCAUUUCAAUAGUGAAACACCAAAAUAACUAAAAGAGACUUGUAGAAUAAUGAAGGAUAUGAAGUAACUUUUGAAUAUAUAUUUCUAAUCGACUGUAGAUGUAAUACAAUGAAUUGAGAAUUAUUUAGUCCAUUUAUUUUAUCAACUAUUCCUGUAAAACUAAGUGGAAUGUUAGGUUUUGGGGGCUGUGUCCCUCCCUAAAUUGCUGUCUUCCUGCUGGCCUGUGGUCUGUUCCAUACAAGUAACUGUGUAAAGUCAAUCCGCAAUGGAAUGACGUCCCCCUACAUCCUAACACAAAAGAUAGGCUUUUCCCUGAGCCAGGAAGGACAUUUUAAAGAAGUUAUGUUUGCCAAAAUGGAUGUCUCCCUGUCCAAGCUCAAUAGGAUGAAGAGCCAUGACCCCUGAUGUCAAAGAGCCUCUACUCUGCUAAAAUUAAGAAGGAGGAGGGGUCAUACAUUUGAUCUGGGGCAGUUCCCCCCAUAAUGAAAAUGGAGCAAUAGAGCCUUCUGCCAUUGCUAGUAACUGAGACUGGCAGGAAGCAACCCAAUCACCCCAAAAUGACAACUGGAAAUAAUGGCACUCCUUUUCUGGCCCUCUUCCCCCGCCCCAAGAAAAGCAAUCAAAUGAUGAUGUAUUUGUCUCCCUUGCAAUUGGGCUAAGUACAGAAUAUACUUAGCUAAGUAACUUCCACAGGUAUAGUGGCCCAGUGACAUGGGGAAGAGGGUCAGGCUGAGGAUAGAGCAUUGUGUUGUGCAAGUGAUGGGAAAUAUAUUUACAGGACAUGCACACAUCUUCCCCAUUCCACCCCUUCUCCUCAACAGUUCUGGAAUUUUCCAGUAGGCACCUUUUUGGCCUUGUGCACUGAGCCAACUGCUUAGCCAACAUACAGAAGGCCACAUCUAACAGAGCCCACACAUACUACCUUCGGGCCAUAGGAAAGCCCCUCUCUGUUCAACUGUCCACUUAACUCUGACACUGUAAGAUUUAGAGAGGCAUUAAUUUUAAAAAGAACACAAUAUUAUGUAGAUAUCAAAUACAUUGUGUGUGUCUGUCUCUGUCUGUCUGUCUACACAGUGAUAACCCUUAAAAUAUUUUACUUUGUUAUGGAUAACUAGAUAACUUUACUGCAGUGUUUGCAGUAUUUUCUUUGCAUUGUAUAGGGAAUGCCAUGAUUAUUGCAGUGAAAUUAUCUAGUUAUCAAAAAGAAAAAUUGAAUGUUUUUUCGGGGGGAGUGGAAAGGAUGCACACUCGGUUAAUACACAAUGACCAUAUCUGUCUCUCUGUUUGAAAGUUCUUUAUCUGAACUUCAGUUUCCUAACUGUGGAUCUGGUACAGUCAGUUCAGAUCAGACACUCUCCUUUUGUUAUUACUGAUAAUCAUACCUAAGCCCCCCAAAAAAUUAUUAAGUAUAUUAGGGCCAGAAUCUCAGGCUCACUCUAGGCCCUAUGUGU